AUGAAAGACUGCACCAACACAUUUUACUCACCCAGCAUCAACAAAUAUCAAGAUGAGGACCGAAAGCAUCGAAGCUUGACCCCCUCGAGUUCGUCUUCGCCCAAACCAAGCCCCAUGACACCACGAAUAGUCUCCAGCGAAUUCAUUACUAAUCCACCUCAAACAGAUGCCAUGGUGUUUGAAGUGUCUCCUACUUCAUCACCACCUUCCAAACGAAGACGAGUCCGCUUUGAUGCCAGCGUCCACGUUCAGUAUGCCGAGGAAGCUGUGCCAGACAAGGUAGCCGCUAGUGCUGAAAAAACUGACAUUUGGUACUCCCGCAAAGAAAUCGCGACUUGCCGGGACGAAGUUGUGGCUAUGCUUAAGCAACGAAAGAGGGAAGGGGUAACCUUGGGAGGUACUCCUUCUUCUUCUGAAUCCGUCUUUCAUUCAUCAACUCGCAAGGCUGCGGAGGGGCAUGACAUAAGUUUUCGGGGGGUUGAAGACUUACUAUCCAAGAGAGCCUUUCAAGACCGAAGAAAGCGCAAGCGCGUCGUCGUCGAAAAGGUCUUGAACGAACAGGCCCGUCAAGCGGCCCUCAAGAUUGUGGAUCCAGAUGGCUUGGGGAUGAAAAGCCAGCUGGCCAGCAAACAAUCGAGGGAUUUGGCACUCAAUCGGGGAUCCAGAGAUGCCAUGAUGGCCUACAUUUACUGA
Cylindrotheca closterium is the source of this 693-nucleotide messenger RNA. The record is from the annotation of a GenBank genome assembly. NCBI's taxonomy places the organism in Eukaryota, Bacillariophyta, Bacillariophyceae, Bacillariales, Bacillariaceae.